AUUGAGACAUCUGACCACUGCUGGGACAGCGACAUCGAGCUGGCUGUUAGCAUGGAUGCUGUUAGCAUGGUUAGCUAGCGUAGCCGGACUGUUUACAUUUCUGUGGUCGCAGUUUUUAUAUUAACUCUUUAUUGUUAUGUUUGUUUUGUUGCUGAUUUUAAAAACAAACAAGUGAGGCGAGACAUGUAGAGCGAGGUGGUGUCUCUGGGGAGGAGGUGGAGGACACAAAGACAUCACUGGACUUCCUGUGUCCAAACAGUAGAAGCUAAUAAUGGAGCUCUAAAGACGACCUGUGGCCCUUUGCUGCAUGUCACUCCCUCUCUCUCUCCCCCCUUCACACUUCCAUUCCACACUUCUGUCCAUUAAAGGCUGAAAAUGCCUCCCCAAGAAAUAAAAAAAAAUAAAAAAAACACUGACAUGGAGGCUCGCCAUCCUCUUCCUCCGGAGAGCAGCUGUGACAAACUGGCCAAAAUAACACGCUGCGUAGACGAAGACAGAGCCGAAGGAAUCUGACUUGUCUGUGAACGAAUAUCUGACAAAGGAAAACGCAGACAUUGUCAGAAGGACACGAUUCCUGAUGACAAAAUUCAAACUGGUCACCAGAGACAGAGACAGGUCAUCAGAAGCGGCCCACAGGGGUCAGUGUCAGGUCCCACAGGGGUCAGUGUCAGGUCCCACAGGGGUCAGUGUCAGGUCCCACAGGGGUCAAUGUCAGGGCCCACAGGGGUCCUCAGUUUGUGUAUCUCAGUGUGUGUAUAUCGCAGUGUGUGUAUCCCAUUCAGAGAAGACUGGAGGAGAUCAGUGUGAUGUCAUCACCUGGUCAUGUGACCUGUAAACCAGAGUAAGAGGAUUAUGGUCUCUUGGUGAGUCUCUGAGUUUUGCUGCUGUUAUUCACACAGGAGAAGAAGAAGAGACAAGUACUUGAUUGAUUGAUUGAUUGUUAGAUUGAUUGAUUGAUGAAGCCGACAGCGUGCACCGUGUUCCUGCUGCUGAUCUGCUGCGUCCGUCUGCAGAGAGUUGACUGCAGUCUGCCCGUCUUCACGCCAGCGUCCCCUCAGCUGCAGUUUGAAGUUUCACAGUCAGACAGCGUCACCGCUCUGAACAGGAAGAAUGGACCCAGUCGACUUCCUGGACUCUGUCGACGGCUGAAGAGACGCAGAGUCACCGUCCUGUGUAACCAGGAGAAGUUCUGUUGGAGGGGGCGGAGUCAGAGGACUAGGUCUGGCCAGGUGUGUCUCUGUCCGCGGGGCUCCAGGUGUCCACAUGUCUUUGUCCACAGUCUGUGAUCACUGCAGCAGUUCACAAUCAAUUAAAUUAUG
Epinephelus moara (kelp grouper) is the source of this 1319-nucleotide messenger RNA. RefSeq lists its product as uncharacterized. NCBI's taxonomy places the organism in Eukaryota, Metazoa, Chordata, Actinopteri, Perciformes, Serranidae. Bases 957 to 1286 code for a protein of 109 amino acids. The record is from RefSeq and is a predicted model, not a curated record. The transcript is spliced from 3 exons.